AUGCAAUGCAAGACGUUGAGAGUUUGGGUGUAUGUAGGAGGAUGUGCGAGUUUGCAUGAGAUUGUUCAGCAAAUUGAAGCAGGUUUAAAUGCUACCGGCAAUGUUGAUGCACAAGGUCAAAACGCAUUAGCCUCAUCGUUAAUAUCAGCGGCAGCGAAUGGAUCCGACCAAUCCGUCUCUAGCCUUCAAAUGGGACAAGCGGAUGGAAGAGGAGAUACUUUGGUGCAGUCGAGUGGCGGAGCGGUCAUGUCGAAUUUUGGGUUCAAUAGCCCUUAUAGUAGUGACAAAUCAGUGGGAACAGCUGGAGCCACAGGCUCAAUUCAGUCAAUGGCAAGUAUUCUCACAAGACAGGAAUUGACUUGGGAGAACAUUUUGGUGCAAGUGCUAGGGUCUGCUGAAGCUUCUGGUAUAGGACAUGCACAAGCGAAUCUCGACUUAGGCGCUGGAAACGUGAAUAAUGGUAUCGAAAUCAAUGGUCUCGUGUCAGGAGUGAACGCUGGUGGUGGUAUUGUCAAUGCCGAGGUAAAAGGCAACGGACAAAUGGAUGGAACCGAACAUAACCUAAAUGCAAAUAUGCUAGGAAAUGUGAAUGGUGCAAAUGGUAAUAGCACCUUAGUUGGAGCCACAAAUAUUCAAAGCAAUACCACAAAUAGAAAUACAAGUGUAAGUUCAUUUGGCGAUUCCAAAAUCCAUACCGACGGUAGCAGUGCGAUCAACAUGAGAGCCGAAAGCAAUCUUGGUCACGAGACUGGUAACGAAGGCAAGGUAGGAACGAAUGCCACAGUUGAAGGGACCAACAAACACAUGACGGUGCAGAAUGGUCUCAACAUUCAGGACAAUCAUGGGCAAACAAUUGCGCUCGGUAACGGUUUUGUGUUUGGAAAUGGAACAGAAAACUCGAAUGCUUCUAUGAAUGUGGACACAAAAUAUGGUCCAGACGGGGUUGCACAGGUAGCCGUCGAUGGCGAAGGUCAAGCCGUAUCGACUGGUAAAAAUUCGAGUCUUACCAUCGGUGGUGAUGCUAGCAUCUCCAACGCUUACGAAGGAUUGGCAUUGUCCAGUGGAGUAGCUCAUGGAGAAAUGAAUGGCAUGAAGGGCAAUACAUCCCUGAUUGCUAACAGCGCCACGGGAUCAAACGGGACUGCCGCGAUGGAGGCUUGGGGUGGAGGCGCUGGCGAUAGCUCUGUUCAGACAAAUGUAGGCCUUAUCCAGCAGCUGUUGAACGAAUUGAGAAAUAUUACUGUAAAUGGUGGUGUAGCAGCCAGUGGUGAUCGCACUCAAGUCAGCUCCUUUUCUUUUGUCAACGACGUUAAUGGCGCCAUCGCGGGCAAUUGGUAUAAGUUUUCAACCAGCAAUAAACGCACCUCGGCAGAGCCUCAUUGGUCACGUUAUCGCCUCUGCGCAAAGCUACCGAAUAACCUGGGUAAGGUUAGCGCAGGUGAGCCUGCUGCGUAUGCCCGCCGAGUUGGCAAUCUCAUCAUAGCACAGACCGGUAACGAGGGCAAAGUAGGAACGAAUGCUACAGCUGAAGGGACCAACAAGCACAUGACGGUGCAGAAUGGUCUGAAUAUUCAAGAUAGCCAUGGACAAACAAUUGCGCUUGGUAAUGGUUUCCUUUUUGGAAAUGGAACGGAGAACUCAAACGCUUCCAUGAAUGUGGACACAAAAUAUGGUCCAGAUGGGAUUGCUCAGGUGGCCGUCGAUGGUGAGGGACAAGCAGUAUCAACUGGUAAAAACUCAAGUCUGACCAUCGUGAUGCCAGUAUCUCGAAUAAUUACGGUAAAAGGAUUAGCACUAUCCAGUGGCAUAGCCCAUGGUGAAAUGAAUGGCAUGAAGGGCAAUACAUCCCUAACUGCUAACAGCGCCACGGGAUCAAACGGAACUGCCGCGAUGGAGGCUUGGGGUGGUGGAGUCGGUGAUAGCUCUGUUCAGACAAAUGUAGGCCUUAUCCAGCAGCUGUUGAACGAAUUGAGAAAUAUUACUGUAGAUGGUGGUGUAGCAGCCAGUGGUGAUCGCACUCAAGUCAGCUCGUUUUCUUUUGUAAACGACGUUAAUGUUGCGCUUGGUAACGGUUUCGUAUUUGGAAAUGGAACAGAGAACUCAAACGCUUCCAUGAAUGUGGAUACAAAACAUAGCCCAAAUGGGAUUGCACAAGUAGCAGUCGAUGGUGAAGGAGAAGCAGUUUCAACCGAUAAAAACUCAAGUCUGACUAUCGGAGGUGAUGCUAGUAUCUCCAGCAGUUACGAAGGAUUAGCUCUGGCCAGUGGUAUAGCUCACGGUGAAAUGAAUGGCAUGAAGGGCAAUACUUCUUUGACUGCUAAUAGCGCUACUGGAUCAAACGGGAUGGAGGCCGCGAUGGAGGCAUGGGGUGGAGGCGUUGGCGAUAGCUCUGUUCGGACAAAUGUGAACCUGAUCCAGCAGCUGUUGAACGAAUUGAGAAAUAUCACUAUCAAUGGAGGUGUAGCAGCGAGUGGUGAUCGUACUCAAGUCAGCUCCUUUUCUUUUGUCAACGACAUUAAUGAAGGAUUAGCGCUAUCCAGUGGCACAGCCCAUGGAGAAAUGAACGGCAUGAAAGGCAAUACUUCUCUGGUUGCUAAUAGCGCUAUGGGAUCAAAUGGAACCGCCGCGAUGGAGGCAUGGGGUGGAGGCGUUGACGAUAGCUCUGUUCAGACAAACGUAGGCCUUAUUCAACAGCUGUUGAACGAACUGAGAAAUAUUACUGUAAAUGGAAGUGUAGCAGCCAGUGGUGAUCGCACUCUAGUCAGCUCCUUUUCUUUUGUCAACGACGUUAAUGGCGCCAUCGCGGGCAAUUGGUAUAAGUUUUCAACCAGCAAUAAACGCACCUCGGCAGAGCCUCAUUGGUCACGUUAUCGCCUCUGCGCAAAGCUACUGACUAACCUGGGUAAGGUUGACCCAGAAGGAUUAGCGCUAUCCAGUGGCACAGCCCAUGGAGAAAUGAACGGCAUGAAAGGCAAUACUUCUCUGGUUGCUAAUAGCGCUAUGGGAUCAAAUGGAACCGCCGCGAUGGAGGCAUGGGGUGGAGGCGUUGACGAUAGCUCUGUUCAGACAAACGUAGGCCUUAUUCAACAGCUGUUGAACGAACUGAGAAAUAUUACUGUAAAUGGAAGUGUAGCAGCCAGUGGUGAUCGCACUCUAGUCAGCUCCUUUUCUUUUGUCAACGACGUUAAUGGCGCCAUCGCGGGCAAUUGGUAUAAGUUUUCAACCAGCAAUAAACGCACCUCGGCAGAGCCUCAUUGGUCACGUUAUCGCCUCUGCGCAAAGCUACUGACUAACCUGGGUAAGGUUGACCCAGAAGGACUAGCACUGUCCAGUGGUGUAGCCCAUGGUGAAAUGAAUGGUUUGAAGGGUAAUACGUCCCUAAUUCCUAACAGUGCUACGGGAUCAAAUGGAACUGCCGCGAUGGAGGCAUGGGGUGGAGGCGUUGGCGAUAGCUCUGUUCAGAAAAACGUAGGCCUUAUCCAACAGCUGUUGAACGAACUGAGAAAUAUUACUGUAAAUGGUGGUGUAGCAGCCAGUGGUGAUCGCACUCAAGUCAGCUCCUUUUCUUUUGUCAACGACGUUAAUGGCGCCAUCGCGGGCAAUUGGUAUAAGUUUUCAACCAGCAAUAAACGCACCUCGGCAGAGCCUCAUUGGUCACGUUAUCGCCUCUGCGCAAAGCUACCGGCUAACCUUGGUAAGGUUGUCCCAGAAGAGCGAGUCGCCGACGCGAUCUUGCGACCACGUCACGGUCCUCAGCGCGACAAGUCGCGUUCUUCCCGCUCGCAACUCGCCCGUUUCCCGUUCAUCGCGGUGGACAGGUGUCGCUUUUUGGUUGGGAUUGCGAAAUACACACUACAGAAAUGA
This is a messenger RNA of Cylicocyclus nassatus, 3864 nucleotides long. Lineage: Eukaryota; Metazoa; Nematoda; Chromadorea; Rhabditida; Strongylidae. The record is from the annotation of a GenBank genome assembly.